This is a messenger RNA of Fusarium tjaetaba, 2655 nucleotides long. RefSeq names its product ABC1 transport. Lineage: Eukaryota; Fungi; Ascomycota; Sordariomycetes; Hypocreales; Nectriaceae. Gene Ontology annotation, cellular component: membrane. Gene Ontology annotation, molecular function: ATP binding; ABC-type transporter activity; ATP hydrolysis activity. The record is from RefSeq and is a predicted model, not a curated record. Gene Ontology annotation, biological process: transmembrane transport. Bases 1 to 2655 code for a protein of 884 amino acids. The transcript has 7 exons.
AUGAUCAUCUUCAACUUAUUAAUCUACUUCAUGGCCCAUCUCCGCCGCGACGCAGGCCAUUUCUUCUUCUUCUGCCUCACAUCAUACCUCACCACGCUCGUCAUGUCAUGCAUCUACCGCACCCUUGCAUGCGUCACCCGCACAACCCACCAAGCCAUGAUUCCCGUGUCGAUUCUGAGUCUUGGACUUAUGAUUUACACGGGCUUCACCAUGCCGACGGAUUACAUGCUUGGUUGGUCGAGAUGGAUGAACUAUAUCAAUCCUUUGGCUUAUGCUUUUGAGGCGUUGAUGGCGAGUGAGUUUCAUAAUCGCAAGUUUGCUUGUGCGGGGAUGGUUCCUCAGGGGCCGGGGUAUGAUGACCUUCCCGCCGAUUCUCGCAUUUGCUCUGUUGUUGGUGCCGAGCCUGGAUCGUCUGUUGUCGAUGGCGAUAGGUACAUCAACAUGUCGUUCAAGUACUACAACUCCAACAAAUGGCGAAACAUCGGUAUCCUUAUUGGCUUCCUCUUCGGCUUCCUCAUCCUGUACAUCAUUGCAGCUGAACACGCCAAGCCUCCCAGGAACAAGGGAGAGGUCCUCGUCUUCCGCAAGGGCCGCAUGCCUUCCAACUUUGAGAAAGACCACGGCGAUGUCGAGACUCAAGCCACCGACCGACCUGUCGUCGCUGAAAAGGUCAACAACAACCCUUCCAGUGGACUCACUGCUGGCGCAUCUGUGUUUCAUUGGGAAGAUCUCUGCUACGAUAUCCAGAUCAAGGGUAAGGACCGUCGAUUACUGGAUCACGUUGACGGAUGGGUCAAGCCCGGUAAAUCCACAGCUCUGAUGGGCGUGUCUGGCGCUGGCAAAACAACCCUUCUCGACGUCCUAGCAACCCGCGUAACAAUGGGCAUCGUCUCCGGAAACACCCACAUCGACGGCCUCGCAACCGACUCCUCCUUCCAACACCGCGUCGGCUACGUCCAGCAGCAAGAUCUGCACCUCACAACAAUGACAGUCCGCGAAGCCCUCGAGUUCAGCGCGCUCCUCCGCCAAUCCGCCGAGAUUUCACGCGCUGACAAACUCGCGUACGUAGAGCAUGUCAUCGACAUGUUGGACAUGCAGGAGUUUUCAGAUGCUGUUAUUGGAACGCCGGGUGAGGGGUUGAAUGUUGAGCAGAGGAAACGAUUGACGAUUGGUGUUGAGUUGGCGGCUAGACCGCAGUUGUUGGUGUUUUUGGAUGAGCCGACUAGUGGGCUUGAUUCACAGACUAGUUGGGCGAUUUGCGAUCUUAUUGAGAAGCUUACAGCUAGUGGACAAGCGGUCUUGUGUACCAUUCAUCAGCCCUCUGCGAUGUUAUUCCAGAGAUUCGAUCGCCUGUUACUCCUCGCACCUGGCGGAAAGACAGUUUACUUCGGCGAUCUCGGCGAACAAUCUCAGACUCUUCUCAAGUACUUCGAACGCAACGGCGCACCCCCCUGUCCCGAAGACGCCAACCCAGCAGAGUACAUGCUCGAGAUCAUCAAGCCCUCCAACGACGAAGAAGCCGAGAAGAUCGACUGGCACCAGAUCUGGAGAGAUUCACCUGAGUUUCAAGACGUCAAGCAGGAGCUUGCACGACUCAACUCUCUACCCUCUACGCGGGGAUCAACGACGAGUGCGUUGGAGAGCGGUGAUGCGUCGCAGCACAAGGAGUUUGUGGCGUCGUUCUCGACGCAGUUUCGGGAGGUGUUGAUUAGGACUUGGAAGCAUUUUUGGAGGUCGCCUACAUACAUCUGGUCUAAGAUCGCAUUGAUCGUUCUUUCGUCUCUUUACAUCGGAUUCACGUUUGAGGCCAAGAAUACCAUUCAAGGCUUGCAGAAUCAGCUUUACGCUAUCUUCAUGUACAUGGUUCUCUUCCAGAGUUUGAGCGACCAGAUCAUGCCCAUGUUUCUACCUCAGCGCGAUCUCUACGAAGUCCGAGAGCGACCAUCCAAGAUCUACCGCUGGAACACAUACAUCCUGUCCAACAUCAUCGUCGAAGCAGCUUGGAACACCCUCAUGGCUGUCGUCAUCUACUUCACCUGGUACUACCCCGUUGGCUUCGUGCGCAACACCACCUCCGACGACCAAGCCAUUCGAGGCUUCCUUGUCUUCUUGUACCUCUGGAUGUUCAUGCUCUUCACCAGCACUUUCUCUCACGCGGCUAUUGUUUGUAUCGCUACUGCUGAAGAAGCUGGUGUUAUCGCGACUUUGUUGUGGAUGCUGUCCAUUUCGUUCUGCGGUGUCGGUGUCGCUUACAAAGACAUCCCCAAGUUCUGGACCUUCAUGUACCGUGUCUCACCAGCGACUUACAUCGUCGGCGGUAUCAUGUCGACUUGUGUCUGGGGCUCCAACGUCAAGUGUGCAGACAACGAGAUUCUCCAGAUGGCUGUUCCUGGUAACAUGACCUGUGGUGACUACAUGGGUCCUUUCAUAAAGGCAGCUGGUGGUUAUCUUCUCGAUCGUUCAUCGACUGAUGUCUGCAAGUACUGCUCGCUUGCGACAACGGAGGAGUUCUUGCAUCGGUUCAACAUUGACUAUGAUGAUCGGUGGUGGCACUUUGGACUUCUUUGGGUGUACAUCUUUGUCAACGUUGCUGGUGCCUUGGGCUUCUACUGGUUGUUCAGGGUGCCAAGGGGAAGUGGUGUUAAGAGGGCUUAA